This is a messenger RNA of Melopsittacus undulatus (budgerigar), 4360 nucleotides long. RefSeq names its product lysine demethylase 2B (gene KDM2B). Gene Ontology annotation, biological process: protein demethylation; regulation of transcription by RNA polymerase II. Lineage: Eukaryota; Metazoa; Chordata; Aves; Psittaciformes; Psittaculidae. The transcript is spliced from 17 exons. Gene Ontology annotation, molecular function: protein binding; histone demethylase activity; transcription coregulator activity. The record is from RefSeq and is a predicted model, not a curated record. Bases 80 to 3268 code for a protein of 1062 amino acids.
CCUCGCAAUGCCAGAGGGAAUAGAGCCGUAUGGUGCGCUGUGCCUAUUGCCAGAGAAAAGGAGCUGAGGGUACUGUUUGAUGAGUGUGAAAGGAUGCUUCACUGAUUUUCAUAUUGAUUUUGGUGGCACUUCAGUGUGGUAUCACGUUUUCCGUGGGGGGAAGAUCUUCUGGCUGAUUCCGCCUACUCUGCAGAAUCUAGAACUUUAUGAAGAAUGGGUUCUCUCAGGAAAGCAAAGUGAUAUCUUUCUGGGAGACAGGGUGGAACGGUGCCAAAGAAUUGAGCUGAAACAAGGCUAUACGUUCUUCAUUCCUUCAGGGUGGAUACAUGCGGUUUAUACUCCAGUAGAUUCUCUGGUGUUUGGUGGAAAUAUCCUGCAUAGCUUUAAUGUUCCCAUGCAGCUUCGCAUCUAUGAAAUUGAGGACAGAACAAGGGUGCAUGCCAAAUUCCGUUAUCCUUUCUACUAUGAAAUGUGCUGGUAUGUUCUGGAGAGAUACGUGUCCUGUGUGACCCAGCGCUGCCACCUCAGCAAAGAGUACCAGAAAGAAUCAAUGUUAAUUGAUGCAAAGAGAAAACGCAGCACAGACAGCUACUCAUCAGAUUCGUGGUUAGACAUGGAUGAAGAAUCUUGUGAUGCCCAUAUCCAGGAGGAGAAGGAUGACAGCUUGGAUAAGAACUCCAAAUCCUUGGUGGAUGGUUCCUCCUCACCCAAUAGCACACACUCAGAAGGGAAGGAAGGUGCAGGAAGAAAACAAAAAGCUACAGUAAUGAGGUACCUAAAAAGAACUUUGUCCAAUGAGUCAGAUGACAGUGUGAAAUCGACGACCCCCACGGACUAUCCCAAAACACCAACGGGGUCUCCAGCUACAGAAGUUUCAACCAAAUGGACUCACCUCACAGAAUUUGAACUGAAGGGUUUGAAAGCCCUGGUGGAAAAGCUUGAAUCUCUCCCAGAGAACAAGAAGUGUGUUCCGGAAGGCAUCGAAGAUCCGCAGGCUCUCCUAGAGGACAUGAAGAACAUCCUGAAGGAACAUGCUGAUGAUGACCAAAAUCUUGCCAUUUCGGGUGUCCCUGUGGUCAGCUGGCCCAAGAAGUCCCCAAAGAACAGGGCAGUGGGACGGCCCAAAGGGAAGCUGGGCACUGCUUCUGCGGUGAAGCUCGCGGCUAACCGGACCACCGCCGGAGCGCGCCGGAGGAGGACGCGAUGCCGCAAGUGCGAGGCCUGCCUGCGGACAGAGUGCGGCGAGUGUCACUUCUGCAAGGACAUGAAGAAGUUUGGGGGACCUGGCAGGAUGAAGCAGUCCUGCAUUAUGAGGCAGUGUAUCGCACCGGUGUUGCCUCAUACUGCUGUGUGUCUGGUGUGUGGAGAAGCUGGGAAAGAGGACACGGUGGAAGAGGAGGAGAGCAAGUUUAAUCUCAUGCUAAUGGAAUGCUCCAUUUGUAAUGAAAUCAUACACCCAGGAUGCCUUAAGGUGAAGGAAUCGGAUGGUGUGGUGAACGAUGAGCUGCCGAACUGCUGGGAGUGUCCAAAGUGCAACCAUGCAGGGAAAACUGGAAAAGCGUACAAGCAAAAGCGGGGACCAGGAUUCAAAUACGCAUCAAACCUCCCGGGCUCGUUGCUGAAGGAGCAGAAGAUGAACAGAGACAACAAGGAGGUGACGGAUGCAGCCAAGAGGAAAGGGGAGUGUGAGGAGACCCCUCGCAGGAAAUCAGAGGAGCACUCCAAGAAGGCUCCGGUGGACCCGAUCCUGAGGAGGAAGUCGGACGAGGUGCAUCUCUGGAGGAAGAGGAAGUUUGAGAAGCCCCAGGAAUCCCCGAUGAGAAAGCGGCUAAAACUUGGAAAAGAAGACAAACUCUUCAGGAAGAAGAGGCGAUCGUGGAAGGCUCCGGAUGACCGAACUGCCAUGAUCAAACCCCUGCGGCGCCUCAAGCAGGAGCCAGAGGAUGAGCUGCCGGAAGCACCUCCCAGGUCCAAGGAUAGUGACCAGUCCCGGUCCAGUUCGCCCACUGCAGGGCCCAGCACGGAGGGGGCCGAGCCCAGGGACAAGAAGAAGUUCAAGAUGAGGAGGAAAAGGAGGCUUCCCAAUAAGGAACUGAGCAAGGAGCUCAGCAAGGAGCUUAACCAGGAGAUCCAAAAAACCGAGAACAGCCUUGCCAAUGAGAACCACCAACCCAUCAAAUCUGAACCCGAGAGCGAGAACGAGGAGCCGAAACGCGCCUUGAACAACAGCGAGAGACUCCAUAGGUUCAGCAAGGGGUUGAACGGGACACCCCGGGAGCUGAGGCACCAGCUCAUCCCCAGCCUGCGGAGCACCCCCAGGGGCAUCACCCGGCCCCCGCCUUCGCUCUCGCCUCCCAAAUGCAUCCAGAUGGAGCGGCACGUUAUCCGUCCGCCCCCCAUCAGCCCCCCUCCGGACUCGCUCCCCCUGGAUGAUGGGGCAGCCCAUGUGAUGCAGAGGGAAGUCUGGAUGGCUGUCUUUAGCUACCUCAGUCAUAGGGACUUGUGCAUCUGUAUGAGAGUUUGCAAGACCUGGAACAGAUGGUGCUGUGACAAAAGAUUAUGGACCAAAAUAGAUUUAAACCAUUGUAAAUCCAUCACUCCACUUAUGCUCAGUGGCAUUAUUAGGAGACAGCCUGUAACCCUUGAUCUUAGCUGGACAAAUAUAUCUAAAAAGCAGCUGAGUUGGCUCAUCAACAGACUGCCAGGUCUUCGAGACCUGCUGUUAUCAGGGUGCUCGUGGAUAGCAGUGUCAGCACUUUGUAGUUCCAGUUGUCCUUUACUCCGAACUCUGGAUGUGCAGUGGGCAGAAGGACUGAAAGACGCACAAAUGAGAGACCUCUUGUCACCACCCACAGACAACCGGCCAGGUCAGAUCGACAACCGGAGUAAGCUACGGAACAUCGUGGAGCUGCGCUUGGCUGGCCUGGAUAUCACUGACGCCUCCCUGCGCCUCAUCAUCAGGCACAUGCCCCUGCUCUCCAAACUCAACCUCAGUUACUGUAACCACGUGACGGAUCAGUCCAUCAACCUGCUGACCGCGGUCGGGACCACCACGCGGGAUUCCUUAACGGAGAUUAACUUAUCAGACUGCAAUAAGGUGACUGACCAGUGCCUGUCUUACUUCAAACGCUGUGGAAACAUCUGCCAGAUCGACCUGAGGUACUGCAAGCAAGUGACAAAGGAAGGCUGCGAGCAGUUCAUCGCAGAGAUGUCAGUAAGUGUUCAGUUUGGGCAAGUGGAAGAAAAACUCCUGCAAAAACUGAGUUAGUUAAAGGACACGUGUAAAUACUGGGGCUGGGGGGGACGGGACUGAACACACGUAGGGAUUUUAUUUUCAAUUGGGAACUUGGAAUAUUGGAAAAUACCGCGAUGGGAUUUACACCUCCUGUUGAGAACAACAUGAAACUACCCACGUUACGAAGUUCAACUUGUGCCACUGGUGAACUCGGUCUCCCCGGGGUGUCCUGCACUGGCUCUUAUGCAACUUCAUAAGGCGACUGUUACUGGUGAGAGUUGUUCACACCCGGAAGACGACCGAGCUCCAUGAAAUACUGUUAUUUAAAGUACCACAGCAUGUGCUUGGUAGUGUAAAUUUGAUUUCUGCUUUUCAUUUCUUAAAACAACCACCACAAAAAAGAGAAGUUGGUGUCAUGACAGCGGCCCACGCACUACAGCUCUCUGCCUUCUCCCCCACGUUUUGUUUUGUUACAUCUUACAUUAUGCAGAACUAUUUUUGUACAAAAAUUGUUUAAAAAUUAUUUAUGCAAUGUUUGAAUGCAUUACCAGUGUUUCGGUUUUGAUUGCCAAUUUUUAUCUUUACUUAUGGUAGGCGAGAACUUAACCUAUACUUCGUAGACAGUAUCUAUCUACAGCCGUGCCCAAGUCAGGAAAAAGUAGGUUCAUACUUUCAACCUUCAAGCAUGUUUUAAUGGAAGUUUAUAUCCUGCUUUGUAUACUUCAGAAGUGACAUAAGCAUGUUGUGGAAAUAAGGUGUAAAUUAUAGUUGAAGUAAAAAAAAAAACCACUUUUAUCUGUAUAGAAAUCACCUUUUUUCUCAAAAUUUUAAAGGAUUCCAAUUUCAGCUUUUGCACAUAGGAGGGUUUCACUCUGUAGCAUGAGCUCUUGUACUCAAUAUGGAAUUAAUUUAUACAGUGAGUCCAGCGGUAGAAUAAAUGGUCAAACGUAGUCUCUCUUUCUUUGAAGUGUGAGUUGAGUUCUCAUUUAAGGUUUAUAACAUGGUUAUUUCCUGAUUGUAAACUUCUGCAUUCAUAAGUGCCAUUGUUGUACGGUGUUGUUUUCGUAGACCUUCCUGAUGCAGUUUUACCUUUGUUGAAUUUGUAUAAACAAUUGUACAAAAACA